AUGCCUCUCCGUGCCAAGGUCACCAACCCUGCCUUCAAGGCCCCGAUGUCGACCGCGUCUGAUAUCCCCACAGAACUCCCCGGUGACGAGCCCGACGAUGUCCUGUUCAACUCGGUCUACGGUCUGCGGAGCGUCGAGCUCAACCGGCCGAAGAAACUCAACUCCCUGAAUGGCUCGAUGGCGCGGAAGAUUGUGCCCCGUCUCAAGGAAUGGGAGAAAUCUCAGCUCGCGAACAUCGUCCUCAUCUCCGGCGCAGGAUCCAAGGCGCUCUGCGCUGGCGGCGACGUCGCUGCUCUGGCGCUGCAGAAUGAAAAGGGUAUUGAGGGACAGAAAGCGUCGACGGACUUCUUCGGCCUCGAAUACCGCCUCGACCACUUGAUCGCUACGUACUCGAAACCCGUCAUCUCAUUCAUGGAUGGAAUCACAAUGGGCGGUGGAGUUGGCCUGAGCAUGCACGCGCCAUUCCGGAUCGCGACUGAGCGGACCGUCUUUGCCAUGCCCGAGACCACCAUUGGCUUCUUCCCCGACGUGGGUGGCUCGUUCUUCUUGCCUCGACUGGACGGCGAGACCGGCACCUACCUCGCCCUGACCUCGGAGCGCCUGAACGGUGUGCAGGCCCUGUACGCCGGUAUUGCUACGCACUACCUCCACUCGAGCGCGCUGAGCAACAUGUCCCAGCGCCUCGCGGAGCUGGUGUUCCCGGACCACAUGGAUCUGCCCGAGCGGUUGGACAUCGUGAACAAGACGAUGGCCGAGUUUUCGCUCGGUCUGCCGUCUACCCAGCAAGAGCCUAUCCUUUUGGCCGCCAACCUGCGCACGGCGAUUGAUCGCUGCUUCCGGUUCGACACGGUGGAGGAGAUCUUCCAGGCACUGGAGAACGAAACCGAGCAGAAGGAAUGGGCCCAGAAGACGCUGGAGACCCUGUCAAUCCGCUCCCCGACCUCGCUGAAGGUGACCCUGCGCCAGCUGCGUCUGGGCAAGACGUGGAGCAUCACGGAGACCUUCCAGCGGGAGCACUCGAUCGCCGCCAACUUCAUGCGACACCCGGAUUUCGUGGAGGGUGUCAAGGCCCGCUUGAUGUCCAAACCCGCGCGCCAGGCCCAGUGGCAGCCCGCUACGCUGAAGGAGGUCUCCCAAGAGGCUGUGGACGCCUUUUUCUCCAUCCCCGAGGGCGAGACCCGGCUGCCCUUGCUCAGUGAGGGUGACUACAACCGCUACCCGCAUGAGCGCUUUGGUCUGCCCUCUGAGGCGGAGAUUGAGAAAUUUGUGCGGGCAGAUGGAGUGUCGCAGAAGAAGACGGUGCAGGAGUUUGUCCAACGGUACAACCAGAAAGAGGGCGUGCGCGAGAAGGUGACGGAGGUGUUGGCUCGGCGCACUGCUCAAGGACCGCAGGGGCUAUUGUGGCAAGAAUAA
Molecule: messenger RNA, 1413 nt
Organism: Penicillium lagena
Lineage: Eukaryota; Fungi; Ascomycota; Eurotiomycetes; Eurotiales; Aspergillaceae
Product: mitochondrial 37S ribosomal protein mS47
Exons: 3
Coding region: 1-1413 (470 amino acids)
Biological process (GO): L-valine catabolic process
Cellular component (GO): mitochondrion
Molecular function (GO): 3-hydroxyisobutyryl-CoA hydrolase activity
Source: RefSeq, a predicted model, not a curated record